UAUCAUCCAGACUCCUACAUGGCACGACGUGAAAGCGUACGUCGAGGCUUCAGAGAAUGCCGGAGAUCCGAAUCAUCCACAAGCACAACUCCGUCCCUUACCUUUAUCUCUCCUCGACCAAGGGCUUCCCGUCGGAAUGGGACUCCAAGUAGAUCCAAAAGUCCCUCAUACUCUGGUUCCCCUGUCGCCCCAUUCUUUUCCGAGGAGACCAACACCUCAUUUAAUGACAUUUUUACUGCUGUCCUGGGUUCUAAGCUAGUCAAGCAAUCCCCUUCCAAAAAUCCCCAUUUGCAGAGUACUCAGAUGGAGCCCCCUCCUCCGUUGAAGCCACUAAUGUUCACUGACGUGGAGGCGAGAACGCCGAUGCAGCAGACAUUUCUGGAACCUCAAGCCUUUGAGUGUCGUGUAAGAGAGGACCGUGAGAGGCAAUUAGACACACGGUGCCUUCGGAUUAUUAGGAAGCUGAACUAUUAUCCGGAGUAUCAGGAGAUUGUUCGACGGUUUGCAAAUGCUGAGAGCGAGACAGAUACUGAAGCCUUGAUGACGAGCGGCGUAAACAAGACCCGACUUCGUUCUUCCUGUGGUGUAAGGGCUUAUCUGAGGAAAAUUUUGCGUUUAAAGGAGCCACUGCACCCACUGGCUGUUAGUCAGGCGACUCUCCUCAUGUCCAGUGACUCCACACCUGAACAUAGUUGCGUUCGGGAAGUCAAUGAAUCUCCCAAUAGAUAUGAUGUACGAAGAAUGUCGAGGAACAGCAUGACAUUAGAACAAUCAGGUGAGAUGGAGGAGACUUUGAUGAUGGAGCGAUCGUUGAAGAUGAUGAACGGAUCGUCAGCACCUGGAAAUGUGGUGGCAGCUGCACCCAGAAAUCUGCCUCCGGAGACGCUCUUGCGCCGUCUGGCUCGCAGUAUUUCCAUCCGUCUGGCCUACAAACGCUGCCUCCUCGAGCAGGCCAAUCAACAUCUCAGUGAACUUGGCAAGAAAACAAAUGUGAUUCGUAGCGUUCUUCGCAUGGCUACGGAAGAAGCGCUUCCUCAGAUGGGUAGCAUAAGAGACGUCUGCUACUUCAACAUUCCGCCUAUUGUGCCACCAGAGGCGGAGGUGGUGGAGAUGAAGUUAUGUCAAGUCACAUCUUCCCACCCUCUGCUUCCGUCCUCCCCGCUGUCCUCGACUUCGUCGAUCUCAAGUUCACCGCCCGAAGUGACUGCAAAUUUGCUGCCUCGAUUUGAUCGCCUCCUCUUCAGUCAGACUGCUGUACUCGAAUUGCUCUGUCAACUCUCCCGUCGUCUCUACACUCUCGACCGCCGCAUCGGCGAAUGCAUUGCGGCUGGUGCUGAUGCCACCAACCUACUUGGUGGCGAGCAGCAGCCCUGCGAAAUUGACGCCACUCUUUUUCCCCUACAGAGCCGCCGACAGCAGUUGAUGGAGCAGAUUUGCGAGGCGCAGCGACUACGCGAUGACUUUGAGAGCACCAAGAUUCGCCUCCUCGCUGGACUCCAGCAUCAAUUCUUCGUCCACUCAGAGGGCACCAAGUCUGGCCAGAAAUCGUUGCUGAAUUUCCUAGUCUGUGGUUUUGCAUGUCAGCAAGAAAUUAUUCACUUCGAUUUUCAGUCCUCCCCAUUCGAAGGCCACGAGUACUGUGAUUCGAGUGGACAAUCCUCACCCACUUCACCUCCUCGAAGCGAAGUCGACUCGGUGGUCUCCCUGGCUGAAUUUGUUUCCCGUCAUCUCGGCAAAUACCUCCAGGCUUUUCUAAUUAAACUGGUAUAAACGGAAAUACACGACGACCAGGAGGCAGUCGAUUGUGUUGGCGAGCAUCUUCGAUUGGUGGCAAGCUUUUCUGCUUAA
Messenger RNA from Hydatigera taeniaeformis, 1848 nucleotides. The record is from the annotation of a GenBank genome assembly. Lineage: Eukaryota; Metazoa; Platyhelminthes; Cestoda; Cyclophyllidea; Taeniidae.